Messenger RNA from Rhizophagus irregularis DAOM 181602=DAOM 197198, 1549 nucleotides. NCBI's taxonomy places the organism in Eukaryota, Fungi, Glomeromycota, Glomeromycetes, Glomerales, Glomeraceae. The record is from RefSeq and is a predicted model, not a curated record.
AAAAUAAAAAAAAAAGAAAUGUCUUCAAAAUUUUUGGCAGAGUUAUCCAACGACUAUGAGAAACUUUUUGAAACUGAAAUAGGAUAUGAUGUUAUUAUUUAUGCAGGAGAAGAACAAAAUGUUAAAGAAAUUCAUGCUCAUUCAAAUAUUUUAUGUGCUAGGUCUCAAUAUUUUCGUACUGCAUUUUCUAAUGAAUGGGCUAAAAAAGAAAAUGGAAAAUUUAUUUUGAGAAAACAAAAUAUCAGUCCACAUUUAUUUGAUAUUAUUCUUAGAUUCCUCUAUUGUGGAAAUAUUGAAUUAAAGAAUUUACAAGGGCCGGUUGUAUUGAACUUGUUGAUAGCGGUGGAUGAACUUAAUAUUCAUUCAUUGAUUACUUAUAUUCAAGAAUAUUUGAUAGAACAUCAAACUGAAUUAUUACAUCAAAAUCCAACCGGUAUUCUUGAAAUUGUUUAUCAACAUGAAACAUUUACGGAUUUAUGGAAUUUUUGUCUUGAAAAUAUUUGUGAAGAACCCAAAGUAUUAUUUAAUUCUGAUAAUUUUAUUAAUUUAAAAGCUCCUUUAUUAGAAUUAUUGUUGAAACGGGACGAUUUAUAUAUGGAUGAAAUUGAAAUUUGGGAUAAUUUGUUGAAAUGGUGUUUCACACAACAGAAUAUAAUGAAUGAUCCAACAAAAUGGAGCAAAGAUGAUAUUAUAAAAAUUGAAAGGUCAUUACACAGAUUUAUUCCAUUAAUUCGAUUUUAUGAUAUUAAACCAACAGAAUUUUUUUACAAAGUUUAUUGUUAUAAAGACAUCUUACCACAAGACUUAAUUCAUGAUCUUUUGGAGUUUCAUAUUGUUCCUGAUAAGAAACAUAAAACUAAUUUACCACCUUCACGAAAGCAAUAUUUAAAACUUGAUUCAAACUUAGUUGAACCAAAUCUUAUUCCCCUUUUUGCUUCAUGGAUCAAUAGAAAGGAAUCUUCAUAUUAUGACAAAAAAGAUAUUCCUUAUAAAUUUAAAUUAUUACAUCGUUCAAAUAGAGAUGGAAUUGAUACUAAAUCAUUUCAUAGAAAUUGUGAUGAUAAAGGAGCUACUAUUUGGAUAGCAAAAAUUAAAAAUUCAACAAAAUUAGUUGGAGGUUAUAAUCCGCUUGAUUGGAAUGGAGAUGGUUGGAAAAAUACUAGUGAUAGUUUUUUAUUCAGUUUUGCAGAUUGGAAAAAUAUUUCUAAUGCUACAACAAAGUUAUCUUACAUCAAUAGUGGAAAAACUUGGGCUGUUUAUUGUAAUAAUAAUUUUGGGCCACAAAUGGGUGAUUUAUAUUACUCUAAUUCCAAUAAUUGGACUUAUCUUGGUCAAUCAGAAUACUAUCCUAAUUUAGAUAUUCCAAAAAUUAUUACAAUAUUGGAUUAUGAAGUAUUUCAAGUAAUUAAAAAAUAACGAAAAUGAAGAAAGAAAUUUUUAAUACAGUAAUAAUGAGUAACAGUUGUUGUGUAACUUGAUGUCAUAAAAUGAACUUGUAUUUUAUUAUUUUAUUUUUUAUCAUAAAUAAACCAUUUUUAUUGAGAUAGUA